Messenger RNA from Brachypodium distachyon (stiff brome), 492 nucleotides. RefSeq names its product translation initiation factor IF-2-like. The coding region runs from base 1 to 492 and encodes 163 amino acids. Lineage: Eukaryota; Viridiplantae; Streptophyta; Magnoliopsida; Poales; Poaceae. The transcript is spliced from 2 exons. The record is from RefSeq and is a predicted model, not a curated record.
AUGGCCUCUGGAGAAAUUCCAUAUCCUUCUCAAGUUGUUCACAUUGAUCCAGUUCUGCUUGCUGCUUUCAAUGAAGGAACGCUCCGGGAUUCCCUCAUGAGCCAUGUUGAAGGCCUGAUUGUUGCCAAGACUCGGGCUGAAGAAUGGGAACAGAACCGCAGCUUGCGUGUUGCCAGGCGGUUAGGAGAAGAAGACCGUGCUGAGAAGGAACGUGUUGAGAAGGAGAAGAAGAAGAAGAAAGCUCUGCUCGCUGAGCAGAUGAAACAAGCAGCCGAAAGCCUGAAGGCUGAUAAGGCUAAGAGUGAAGCAAGGAAGAAAGCCGCCGAGAAAAUGCCUGAAGUACAAGGCGGAAAUGAAGAAGUUGAUCGGGAGAAGACAGAAUAUGAGAAGACGAGGGAUGCAGCUCGUGAGACUCGUCGUGAGAUCGGCCUCAAGGCCAGACAUGACUCAGUUGUCCCCUCUGACACUGAAGAAAGUCAGGAUUUACCUUAG